Messenger RNA from Folsomia candida, 801 nucleotides. Its product is annotated as eukaryotic peptide chain release factor GTP-binding subunit-like. The record is from RefSeq and is a predicted model, not a curated record. The transcript is spliced from 4 exons. NCBI's taxonomy places the organism in Eukaryota, Metazoa, Arthropoda, Collembola, Entomobryomorpha, Isotomidae. The coding region runs from base 1 to 801 and encodes 266 amino acids.
AUGGCAUAUUCAGAAUCUCAGGAAUAUCAAGGAUAUUCAGAAUCUCUGGAAUAUCAGGCAUAUUCAGAAUAUCAGGAAUAUCAAGGAUAUUCAGAAUCUCAGGAAUAUCAAGGAUAUUCAGAAUCUCUCGAAUAUCAGGCAUAUUCAGAAUAUCAGGAAUAUCAAGGAUAUUCAGAAUCUCAGGAAUAUCAAGCAUAUUCAGAAUAUCAGGAAUAUCAAGGAUAUUCAGAAUCGCAGGAAUACCAAGCAUAUUCAGAAUAUCAGGAAUAUCAAGGAUAUUCAGAAUCUCAGGAAUAUCAAGAAUAUCAAGGAUAUUCAGAAUCUCAGGAAUAUCAAGCAUAUUCAGAAUAUCAGGAAUAUCAAGGAUAUUCAGAAUCUCAGGAAAAUCAAGCAUAUUCAGAAUAUCAGGAAUAUCAAGGAUAUUCAGAAUCUCAGGAAUAUCAAGCAUAUUCAGAAUAUCAGGAAUAUCAAGGAUAUUCAGAAUCUCAGGAAAAUCAAGCAUAUUCAGAAUAUCAGGAAUAUCAAGGAUAUUCAGAAUCUCAGGAAAAUCAAGCAUAUUCAGAAUAUCAGGAAUAUCAAGGAUAUUCAGAAUCUCAGGAAUAUCAAGCAUAUUCAGAAUAUCAGGAAUGUCAAGGAUAUUCAGAAUCUCAGGAAAAUCAAGAAUAUCAGGAAUAUGAAGGACAUUCAGAAUAUCAGGAAUAUGAAGGACAUUCAGAAUAUCAGGAAUAUGAAGGACAUUCAGAAUAUCAGGAAUAUCAAGAAUAUCAAGGAUAUUCAGAAUAUCAAGGAUAUUCAGAAUAG